UCGCCCAGUGCUCGGCGCCGACUACCCAGUGAGGGACGUGUCGCCUGAAAUAUCAUCACCCCAGUGACAAAAACGACAUUCACGACCGGGAAAGUGCCGAGCGAUGCCACGGCCGACGCGCGAGUCCUACGGAGACCAGAAACCGCCUUUCUCCUACAUAGCCCUGACUGCGAUGGCGAUUUGGAGCUCGCCCGAACGGAUGCUCCCGCUGUCGGAAAUAUACCGCUUCAUCACGGAUCGCUUCCCAUAUUACCGGAGGAAUACACAACGGUGGCAGAAUUCGCUGCGUCACAAUCUCUCCUUCAACGAUUGCUUCGUGAAAGUUCCCCGUCGCCCCGACAGACCCGGCAAAGGAGCCUACUGGACGUUGCAUCCGCAAGCGUUUGACAUGUUUGAAAAUGGGUCGCUGCUGCGGCGUAGAAAGCGCUUUAAGUUGCACAAAGGUGAAAAGGAUAGCUUAAACGCGGAGCUACAAGCGCUGGCGAGCUUCAACAGAGCUUUCUUAGCGCGGCAGGCGAGCUCCGCGCCGAGCAUCUCCGGCGGGAUGUACGCGCCGGCCGUCACGCUGUGUCCUAGACUGAGCCCAGAGCCCGAGGCGCCGGACACGGCGGCCAUGCUGCCGGCAGGUCCGAGACCGCGCCGGGCUUUCACGAUAGACGCAUUACUAGAACCAGAACCACGGAGAUCGCCCUCUCCCCAGCCGGCACUCCAGCACCCUCACUGUCCCCUGCCGCUGCCGCCAGCGCCGUACAUCUUGGCGGCGCAGCGGUACCACGCUGAGCUUCUAGCUGGACUGCAGCAGUCAUGUUUACCGCCUCUCUGGACGUGGAGAGACACGAGUCAAUUUUCACAUUAUACGCUUAAUUCAUGAAUGGUACAUGGGUUAAGAAGAGAAGUCGCGAAGAUAAUCUAGUUAUAAGGAACUGUAUAGGCAUAAUAUAUUACGCCUAAAUUAGACUGUGUAUAGUGGAAUAAAUGUUAGUAUCGUGGCGUGGGUGAAUUCAAAGUUUUACGGGAAAACGUUAAAGUUAUCAGCUGAAACACCGACUGGAGGGAAAUUGAAUCGAUUUUUCAAACGAAAUUUCAACGAAGCUUAAUAUCUGAAAAUUUUGAAGAUCAACUUAUAGAUUUUUAGGUAGGGACAGGGGUUACAAAUUUUAUUUGAUUUCUUGAAAUUUUAAUUUAGAAAUAUUGUAAAUUAGUAGAUUAUUAUAAUUAUGAUUAUUUUACGAAACUGUGAUACUUGUGUUAGAUUCAAAUUGUAAAUAUGUACAGAUUAUUACGUAAUUAGUACCUACCUAUAUAGUAUACUAUAUACUAUAGUAAUUAAUAUAAUUACUACCUACUAUGAAAAUAAUUUAUUGUAGUUUUAUCAAAAUACACUAUGUAUGUUAUAAA
Molecule: messenger RNA, 1398 nt
Organism: Bicyclus anynana (squinting bush brown)
Lineage: Eukaryota; Metazoa; Arthropoda; Insecta; Lepidoptera; Nymphalidae
Product: fork head domain-containing protein FD4-like
Exons: 3
Coding region: 104-871 (255 amino acids)
Biological process (GO): cell differentiation; anatomical structure morphogenesis; regulation of transcription by RNA polymerase II
Molecular function (GO): RNA polymerase II cis-regulatory region sequence-specific DNA binding; DNA-binding transcription factor activity, RNA polymerase II-specific
Source: RefSeq, a predicted model, not a curated record